Messenger RNA from Colletotrichum navitas, 426 nucleotides. RefSeq lists its product as uncharacterized. NCBI's taxonomy places the organism in Eukaryota, Fungi, Ascomycota, Sordariomycetes, Glomerellales, Glomerellaceae. The record is from RefSeq and is a predicted model, not a curated record. The coding region runs from base 1 to 426 and encodes 141 amino acids. The transcript has 2 exons.
AUGUUGGACCAGGGGUCUGCCAAGGACGGCUCCAACACCAAGCAUCAACCAUCAACCUUCACAACCCCAGCCGUCUCGCUACGAAAGAUCAGCAAGACGGCACCCUCCAAGUCUCGCCGGCACCGCCCCUCCAACAUUCUCGUCUUCCCGCCGCCCACGCUGGCCGAGGAAAUCAUCAUCGUGAGGAAGACGCAGGAGGCCGCGUUCCUCCCGAGCCCCAGAAUUUACCACAACAGCCAUUUACUGCAGCAACGACUGCUCGCACGACCGAGACCCCAGCCCCUGGCCGCGGCGCAGAAGCGUCCCAGGAUCCUGCUCUCGACCAAGAACUUCAAGUGGGUCAAGACUGACGACGCCGUCUGGGUCAAGAAGCGACGAAUCGUCCUCAAGACGAAGGGCGUGGAGAAGAUGUACUCAUCGCGUUGA